Dendrobium catenatum is the source of this 1000-nucleotide messenger RNA. RefSeq lists its product as uncharacterized. The record is from RefSeq and is a predicted model, not a curated record. NCBI's taxonomy places the organism in Eukaryota, Viridiplantae, Streptophyta, Magnoliopsida, Asparagales, Orchidaceae.
UGUUACGUCUACGGUAACCCCAGGGAGAAAACGAUGAGCUUUUUGGCUGGGAGAUUGGCCGCGAAGGAGGGAUCUUUCUUCCUACAGGAAUCGAAGCUCGCAGCCGGUCGCCUAGCCGAGAAGCUUCCCCCCUCCAGGUCGGGCGAAUCGAGCACCAACAGCUCCGCCGCAGUCAUCAAAGAACCCGCGAAUGUUCUCCCUGAAAUCCUCCGCCAUUCCAUCCCCAUAAAGGUCAAGACCACAGAGGUCGCUGAGCCAUCUCUCUCCACCGCCUCCAAAUGGCUACUAAAAGAUACCUUUCCGUCUUCUUCCUCCUCUACCUCCCCCGAUGCUCUCAACCCACUCCGCGCCUAUGUUUCUAUCCCUCAGGCCACCUUUGGCCCGAGAAGUUGGCAAGGCGUUUGCUGUUGCAACAGUGAUUGUUUUUGGUGGUGCCACUGUAUUGCUUGUUUACGCUGCUCGUAAGCUACAGAUUGAAAGUACUGAUCACAUUCGAAGCCAAGGCAGGGAUCUGAUCCAGCCCCGAGUUGUUAUGAUUAGGAAGCAAAUGGCGCCAUUAAAAUCUUGGGUUGAGAACAUCUCAAAGAAAUGGCAUGUGGAAGAACAGGGAAAAGUUGAAGAAAAACCUUUAGUCAAAGAACUUUCAAAGAAUGUGUAACACCAAGAUGUUUGGGUGAUUUGAGGCUGUGAGGAAUUGCAUAAUGGCGGAGUUCGGAUCCUUCUUAGGAGAGCCAUGAGUUGCCCAAGUCGAUGCUGCUAUUUGGUAUGCUUCUUGAAGCCAUUCUCAAAUUGUAUCUUGAGUUGACCGAAUUUUUUUUUUUUUAAUUAUAUGGUUAUAUGUCUGUCGCAUAUAGGACUAAGAUUAAAUAUGUGACUAGACUAAUUUUUGAGGAUUUACACUAAGUCAACUCUCUUAAAAUCAUAAAACUCAAAUUAUAGAGACAUCAUAAAUGGAUCACGUACUUACGCACAAGAUAAUAUAUAACAUUUUUUUAGUAAA